AUGGCGAGGGCCAAAACUAGUUUAAGUGCUGAAGAAAAAAAGAUGCGAAGAAAAGAACAGAAAAGAAAAAGUAUGAGAAAAGCUCGUAAACAAAUGAAAAAUGAUCCUAUUAAAUAUGAGGAAACCAAACGUAAAGACAGAGAAAGGUACUAUAGGAAGAAAGAAGAUGGACGUAUUAAACUUGUGUCAGAGAUGACUCCAAUGCAAGCGAGAGUUCAGAGAAAAGUGUGGCGUGAAGAUAAAAAAAAAUACCGGGCCUCAAAAAAGGUAAAAGAAAAAUUGGAAAAUUUUAUUUGCAACAGUACUACAUCGGCUAGUCCUCUCCCAGAGAAUCCUGGUCCCUCAAAAGCAGUCACUCCGGAUGCUCAUCACGUUUCCCUAUCUGCUCAGAGAAAAUAUGUUGGCAGUAAAAUAGCUAUGAAGAACCGAAUGCAACUAAAAAGAAAAAUACAGGAGUUUGAGAAAAAAGUUGCUGAUCUGAAGAAAAAGAACAAACGACUAGAAAUGAAAAACUGGAUCCAGUUAUUAAAAGGAAGAAAAUCACAGAAAAUACUUUACACCCACGUGCCCAUCGGUAACAAAAUGGAGGCGAUACUGAAAACAAAACGAACGAUGGCAAAGGCGACGCUUACAAGAAAUUCAAACAACCUAGCGAAGGUAACCUUUCCGCUCACCGGGGAAGCCAAAAUGCAGCUGACGGCGAAGCUGGAAAUGGUACGCAAGGCCUUCGAAGAUAACCGCCAAGCCCAGUGCGAGAUUCUGGCCUUAGACCAGGAUGACCCAGAAGACAUAGGGGAAAUGGAAGAUAAGCAUAUGCAAAUAAUUGCCACCGUAACGGACAAUGGGUCCAAUUUUGUAAAAGCCUUUCGUGAAUUCGCUGUAGGAUAUGGAGAAAGAGAAGUACAUGAAGAUUUGCAAGGAAAAACUUUCAGCGGGGUUCAUGAUAGAGAAGAGGACGUUAAUGAAGAUUAUUUACAUGAUGAAGAAGAUAGACCUUUAAACAAAUUGAUAUUUCUGAUAAUCCUGACGACUGCAGAAUAA
Molecule: messenger RNA, 1041 nt
Organism: Brassicogethes aeneus
Lineage: Eukaryota; Metazoa; Arthropoda; Insecta; Coleoptera; Nitidulidae
Source: the annotation of a GenBank genome assembly